AGGUGUCAAGGGAGAUAGGGGAGAACAAGGACCUGCAGGAGAACCAGGAGGCCAAGGAAGGCAGGGUGCACAGGGAGACACAGGCAAACCAGGAAGUUCUGGUCGUGAUGGAAGAUCCGGUAUGCAAGGUCCACAAGGAAGGCCUGGCAUCCCAGGAGCAGUGGGCCGACAGGGCAAAGUCGGUUCUCGUGGGAAGUCUGGUCGAGAGGGUUCUCCGGGUGCACCUGGGGAGAUGGGUGAACCAGGCUUAGGAGGGGUUCCCGGGCCUAAAGGGAAUAAUGGACCCCAGGGGCGUCCAGGAUCUAGAGGUACCAACGGAGAGCCUGGUCCAGAGGGAGAGGAAGGACGAGUCGGAGAUCCAGGGAACCCCGGCCUCCCAGGUGAGGAGGGAGAACCUGGGCCCAAGGGUAACAUGGGCUCAAUGGGCCUGAUGGGGCCUCAAGGGACACAAGGCUCUCCAGGAAUAGAUGGUAUUCCUGGGCAGCCAGGGCAUGAUGGUGAGCCUGGGGACAGGGGUAAAUCUGGAUUUCCUGGCUUAAGAGGAGCAACUGGAUCAAAAGGUGAUCAGGGUAGGAAAGGACAGAUGGGAAGACCUGGGCCCCAUGGCAUCGCGGGGAAACGAGGCAGUCAAGGAGCUCCGGGGCCGGUUGGAACAGCUGGGGAGCUUGGGGGAAUGGGUAAAAGAGGAGCUGUCGGAUACCCAGGUGCAGCCGGAAGAAACGGAAACAAGGGCGAUUCUGGUAUUCCAGGGAUGCCCGGAACUCCAGGAGUUAAGGGAGAAGUGGGAGAACCUGGAGAUCUUGGGCAGCCAGGACCAAGGGGAAUACAGGGAGCUCGUGGACCGAGGGGAAAAGCAGGACGCGAUGGAGAAUCAGGAAAGCCGGGAAUGCCUGGCGAUGACGGUCGUCCGGGAAGACCUGGAAGAGAAGGCUCUCGUGGAAUGAUGGGAAUGCGAGGCUUUAACGGUGCAAGAGGAGAGCGGGGUGUGGAUGGACGCCCUGGUGCCAAUGGACGCACAGGACCUCGAGGAGUAAAGGGUGACCGUGGUCGCAAGGGGGCCACAGGAAGACCUGGGAGAUCUGGAAGGCGUGGUCGUCGAGGUAGGAUGGGAGGGCCUGGAUUUCGAGGAAGUCUUGGAUUAAAGGGUCUAUCGGGACCUCAAGGAGCCCCAGGCUAUCCCGGUCGCGUAGGGCGUAAGGGAAUCCGCGGAACCAACGGCAAAGAUGGAAAGGCCGGAGAUAUGGGACCCCGUGGAUCUCCUGGACCAAUAGGACUAUCUGGUUCUCCGGGUAUGCCGGGACGCAUCGGUGAAUAUGGAUUUAAUGGCUUGUCAGGGGCUCCUGGUCCUAAAGGAAAGAAGGGGGCCAAAGGAAUGCGCGGCUCGGAUGGUAGACCAGGAUGGCCAGGUAUGCGCGGACGAACCGGAAGGAAAGGGCCGAAAGGAAAGCCAGGUGAAAAUGGCUAUCCGGGACUUCCCGGAAACAACGGACGAGAUGGUCAGCCGGGCAUGGACGGAAGACCAGGAACCCCAGGAUACCCAGGACCCCGCGGCGCCAAGGGGAAGGAUGGCGUAAACGGUGCACCUGGAAAGCCUGGGAAGGAAGGAGAAAUGGGUCUUACCGGGCGAAGAGGUUCUUCUGGUCUGCCUGGAACUCGAGGAGCGACGGUAAAUGCUGAGUUGUAUUUCAACUUUGAUUUUGACCUGAUUCCGCGAAGAAUAUCGAAGAAGUUCUUAACUGACACGGCGUGUUUUAUUGGAACAAAUCUAUUAGUUAAGGCUUCAACAUUCCUUGUCACCUUUUCAAAACUUGAACUUACUUUGUCUUUCAAUGGCUCCAAGGGACCAUCUGGACCUGCCGGACCAGAUGGAAACAAAGGAUCCCCUGGAAUGAAGGGAAGAAAAGGACCCGUGGGUGUGCGAGGAUCGAAGGGCGAAAGCGGUGGUCUGGGAUCGCAAGGUCCCGAGGGUGAUCCUGGAGAACUGGGAAAGCCUGGCGGUGUGGGGCUUCGAGGAGCGCCUGGCAUGCCGGGAAAGCCAGGAUUACGAGGAGCAACAGGUCGAGAAGGUGAAACAGGCCUUGAAGGUAAUCCUGGAAUUCCUGGAACGAAAGGAGCUCGAGGAAGAUAUGGAAAAUCAGGGAAACCUGGUCUACCCGGUCCUCCGGGAAUGAGUGGUCAAGAUGGCAUAUCCGGCCCCCCCGGACAAGACGGCUCAGUUGGUUUUCCUGGACCCACUGGGCCGAUGGGUCCCAAAGGACAUGUCGGACUCAAUGGCUUCAAUGGUUUUGCAGGAAGAGGUGGAGCACGAGGAGAAGACGGUGAAUCGGGCGAUCAAGGUCCAAAGGGAGCUGGUGGUAUACCUGGAGAACCUGGUUUAGCAGGAUAUCCUGGCAAAACUGGAGAUCAAGGAGCAGACGGCCGCCCAGGGAGAGAUGGUCUACCUGGUUUAGACGGAACUCCCGGAGAAAAUGGCGCCUCAGGAGAACGGGGAGAUGUCGGGAACAAUGGGACUGAUGGAGCUAUAGGACCUCCCGGUGAAAUGGGAAGAAUGGGGGAAGCUGGGGAUAAAGGCAUUCCAGGGUUCUCAGGUGAACCGGGUGAUUUGGGUUCCGACGGAGAUGAAGGGGUAUUCGGACACAAAGGACAACCUGGUCCUAUGGGAAUACAAGGUGAUGAAGGAGAGACUGGGCGAGCAGGUCGGCAAGGUGAUCCAGGAUUAUUAGGACUUCCGGGAAUCCCUGGUCCACCUGGAGAAGAGGGGAGGACAGGGGAGCCUGGUAGCCAAGGAUCAACCGGCCCUACCGGACCCAAGGGCGUGAUGGGGCCUCAAGGACCACCAGGCCCUCCCGGUUAUGGCGGUAUGGAGGGGCGACUUGGGCCUGAGGGUGAAUAUGGUGAGCCGGGACCAAGAGGACCUCCCGGGUAUGACGGAGUACCGGGUGACCCAGGCCCUCCUGGUCCGCCAGGCGAGAAGGGGCCUCCAGGGCAAUAUAUCUACCCGCAGCCGCCUGGUAUUUCCACCGGAGUGAACAAGAAGGGUCCAUUCUCCAAUCGUCGGCUCUACUCGAGUAACCAGGGGAGAGACAAAGAAACCAACACCGUUGAGGAUCAACUGCAGUUAGACAUGUCACAAGCAAUAGAUUACUACCUGACUGCUCUUAGCUAUGUCGUCGAGAAUUUCAGAACACAAAACGGCACCAGGCGAUACCCUGCACGUUCAUGUCGAGAGCUUCAUCUUGAUUAUCCCGAGUAUCUAAGUGGAAGAUACUGGAUUGAUCCAAACGAGGGUUGUAUUGAUGAUGCGGUUCAGGUUUAUUGCGACUUUGAGGAGCAAGUCAACUGCAUAGAGCCUAAAAACCAUAAGAUCACGAUUCCGACCCUCUCUGCCAAUCAGUGGAUAAGCGAAGUCAACCUUCAAACAGAAACGUUUGAAUACAAGGCAACGACUGGCCAAAUUAAUUUUCUAAGACUCUUGAGCAAAGGAGUGUAUCAGAACAUAACGUAUUCGUGCUUCAGAGAAAAUGAUAACGACUGCACCAUUGAACUUCAAGGAGAAAAUGAAAUGGAAUUCAGAUCAUCAGAGCGAACUAAGCCCAGCUUUGUUUCCACAGAUUCCAAGGAGAACGAGCUCUCGGGUCGUCAAGCAGUUAUGGAAAUCAAUACAAAACGCACAGGUGCUUUACCAAUAGUGGACUUUGCCCGAACUUACGUCAGUGAAUCAACAGGGCCUUUCCGUCUUGAGAUUGGACCCGUGUGUUUUAUGUAUUAAAGUUAUGGAUCUGGACUCCCUCUAGUAUUUUACUUCUCUUAAGUCAAAGACAUAACAGCUGGGCUAUCACCCUAGUAGCUUUUUAAAAACAUUUCCUUAUUCGAUGUCAUCAUCUUAGUAUAGUACGUUGUAAUCUAAAGACUGAAUUUUUAACGGAAAUCUUUGUGUUGUACUAAUCAUACGCUUUAUUAUUUAAAUUAUAGUGAAGUAAAAAAUCCUCUUGUAGUCCUUUACCUUUCAUCUGAACCUUCCCUUAUUCUCUCAUUUCAAAGGAGUGGUAUGUCUCUUAAACUUUAUUAUUUUUAUUUCCGCCAUUAAGACGUUUCCCUUAAAUUAUGGCACGCUGCCUUUUAAAGUAACUAAGAGCAACUGUGCUUAAAUUCCAUGUUUACUUUUAAUGGUGGAUAUAAAAGUAUUUUGGUUUA
Messenger RNA from Pocillopora damicornis (cauliflower coral), 4194 nucleotides. RefSeq lists its product as uncharacterized. Gene Ontology annotation, cellular component: extracellular matrix. Gene Ontology annotation, molecular function: extracellular matrix structural constituent. The record is from RefSeq and is a predicted model, not a curated record. NCBI's taxonomy places the organism in Eukaryota, Metazoa, Cnidaria, Anthozoa, Scleractinia, Pocilloporidae.